GCACGGACAGAUUGGAUCUUUUAGCAGACGCGAACGUUUCGUGUUGAAUUGCUUCACCUGAAGUGACAAUUCAUUUAACCACUGGUUACAUUGCAACAACGGCAGUGUCAAACCAAAGCUGCUGUCCUAGGCUUAAACAGAACAGUUAACCUCAGUAUUUUCCUUCAUAAUCAAAGCAAACAAACAAGCAGCAGCGGUAUUUUUAUCGUGCUGAAUCAUCACAAUGAUGUAUUUAGACGUUCUCAGAAUCCACCCCGAAAUAUGGCACCACCGGACAAAGGUCUGCUCGCUGGAUAAGGGUCGAUGUUUAUCAGUAACCAGAACAGAUGAGGGCCCAUAUAAGAGCCCGAUGGGGCUGGCAGUGGUGUGUGGACGGAGACAGGGAGUGGUGGAGCUCAGCUCUGAGAUUUAUCACCUCCUGCAUUGAGAAAAACCCACAGUGCAAGUGGACGCGGCUCUUGUGGCAUGACUACCACAAACAAGGGAAACAAAGCUUUGAAGGUGAAGCGGGAGCCAGGGGAAAAUGGCACCAGCCUGACUGAUGACGAGCUGGUGACCAUGUCCGUGCGGGAGCUGAACCAACAUCUACGGGGCCUGACCAAGGAGGAAAUCCUCCAGCUGAAGCAGCGGCGGCGCACCCUGAAGAACCGGGGCUACGCUGCCAGCUGCCGAGUGAAGCGUGUCACUCAGAAAGAGGAGCUGGAGAAGCAGAAGGCUCAGCUGCAGCAGGAAGUGGACAAGCUGGCCACAGAGAAUGCCAGCAUGAAGGUAGAGCUGGACGCUCUGCGUUCAAAGUACGAGGCCCUCCAGAGCUUUGCCAGGACUGUGGCCCGCAACCCUGUCACGUCAGCCAGGGGACCUAUGGCCUCUGUCAUAGGACCCCUCAUCCCUGGUAAAGUAGCUGCCACCAGCGUCAUCACCAUCGUCAAAUCCAAAACAGAGGCUAGGUCGUAGUAGCAGAAAGGAUCAGGGGAAGAUUUAAUGCUAAAUAAGUCUGUGCAUUAUAACAUGGCAAAGGAUUACCCACAAAAGUUCUCAGUUUUACACUUCGUCACUGAAACUUACAAAGAUCUCCCUAACCUCAUCCUCAAGGCCAAGUCUGUACCUGUCAACAGACUUAUCCUGUUAACGUACAACAAUCAAAUUGUACGAUUUAGCAGCUGGUAAUGUGAGAUUUGCCACAUUUGUGUCAAUACUGAUACAUCUACCUUUAAAAAACAGAUUGUGUUUACUAAUAAUCAAGGAGGCAAUAUCUGGCGGUAAAGGUAUAGUAUGUCUUGUAUCUGUUUCCUUAAGACAGAGCUCUCAAGAUUAUUCCGUCCUAGGAAUUGGCUUUUUCCGAGUCCCACAGCUCAUCACAACCAGAGGUGAAAGUCUCCUCUCCCAGUUGAUAACAAAAACUGAAGUAAAGACCCAUACAUGAUUUAUCAGUAUUAACCCUUUCCUUGUUAUAAUGCACUGACUUAAAUUGGGAUGCAUUACAAACAUGGUGUGGAUGCUACAGAUGUCUUCAAAACUGCCUGACUAACCUAAAACCAGUUACUCAGCCCAAUUUGCAAUUUUUGUUGGUUGUCUGUCAAGAGAAUAUAAGCUUGAAAUAAUGCUCCCAAGUCUAGCAUUCAUUUCUGUUUAUGCAUCUGAGACAGGCUUUAAUGAACUUGUCAUUAUCAAUAUGACUGGUAGAUGCAAUAAUAUAUGUAUGCACUGAAAAUACAAAGAGGUCUUGCAUAUUUAUGGUCAAGUGGAAACAUUGAAAAAAUGAUCAGCAGUUCGUAACGAUAUUGUUCUGGAGCUGAGUGCCAUUCCAGUACGACGAGAUUCUUCUACAAUAUCUGGAAACCUGAAUGUCAUAACAGUAAUAUCCUCGUGUUUUGUGGGGACAGUGAAAACCACAAACAUUUUGAAACAUCAUUUUUGCUCAUAGAGAAAAUAUGUUCAAGUUGUUUUGUUUAAAAGAUAUAUAUAUAUUGCAUUUUUUGUAAUUACUUGUUGACAGGGCCGUCAGAUAUUUCCAAAAGAAAAUCUUUACACAAGCUUUACUGUUUGAAUUGUUAAGGUGUAGAAAACUUUGUCUAAUGUUGAGUUCUUGGUUUUUAUUACUAGGUAGAAAAACUUCCAUUGUUUAUAUAAAUACAGAUAAGGAAAACAUAAAAAAAAAAUCCUGUGACAUCUUUUUUGCAAUUGUACCGACAGUGGCUUACUAUUGAAGUCUGAUAGCUUUUUUCUAGUGACUAGGCGCGUACUGUGGGGUAGCGCGUGCUGUGAUGUGUAAGUGACAAGUUGGCAGUGUCGUUCACUGUAUAGAUGUCAAUGCUGUGCUAUUUAAAACAAAUCUGUAGAGCUAAACUAGGUGGUGUAAACAAGGUCAAUUGUCUUUGUGCGUAUUGGCAUCUGUGAUAUCCUCCGCUUCCUUGGUGUUAGUUACAAAUCAUUUUGUCAUUAAAAGUUUACCACACUGA
Messenger RNA from Notolabrus celidotus (New Zealand spotty), 2459 nucleotides. Its product is annotated as transcription factor MafG. Gene Ontology annotation, biological process: regulation of transcription by RNA polymerase II; regulation of epidermal cell differentiation. The transcript has 4 exons. Gene Ontology annotation, cellular component: nucleus. Gene Ontology annotation, molecular function: DNA-binding transcription factor activity, RNA polymerase II-specific; RNA polymerase II cis-regulatory region sequence-specific DNA binding. The coding region runs from base 466 to 954 and encodes 162 amino acids. The record is from RefSeq and is a predicted model, not a curated record. Lineage: Eukaryota; Metazoa; Chordata; Actinopteri; Labriformes; Labridae.